Callorhinus ursinus (northern fur seal) is the source of this 2075-nucleotide messenger RNA. RefSeq names its product natriuretic peptide receptor 3 (gene NPR3). Gene Ontology annotation, cellular component: membrane. Gene Ontology annotation, molecular function: natriuretic peptide receptor activity; peptide hormone binding. Gene Ontology annotation, biological process: signal transduction. Lineage: Eukaryota; Metazoa; Chordata; Mammalia; Carnivora; Otariidae. The record is from RefSeq and is a predicted model, not a curated record.
AUGCCGUCCCUGCUGGUGCUCACUUUCUCCGCGUGCGUCUUGCUUGUCUGGGCGUUGCUGGUCGGCAGCACCCGUGGCGGUGGCGGCGGGAGCGCCAGCCUCGGCGGAUGGCGCCGGGAGAGAGAAGUGCUGCAGCCGCAGAAGAUCGAGGUGCUGGUGCUGUUGCCCCAGGACGACUCGUACCUGUUCUCUCUGGCCCGGGUGCGGCCGGCCAUCGAAUACGCGCUGCGCAGCGUGGAGGGCAACGGGACCGAGCGGCGGCUUCUGCCACCCGGCACUCGCUUCCAGGUGGCCUAUGAAGACUCGGACUGCGGCAACCGCGCACUUUUCAGCCUGGUGGACCGCGUGGCGGCGGCGCGCGGCGCCAAGCCGGAUCUCAUCCUGGGACCCGUGUGCGAGUACGCAGCAGCGCCCGUGGCCCGGCUUGCGUCGCACUGGGACCUGCCUAUGCUGUCGGCAGGGGCACUGGCCGCCGGCUUCCAGCACAAGGACACGGAGUACUCACACCUCACGCGCGUGGCACCCGCAUACGCUAAGAUGGGUGAGAUGAUGCUCGCCCUAUUCCGCCACCACCAGUGGAGCCGCGCCGCACUGGUCUACAGCGAUGACAAGCUGGAGCGGAACUGCUACUUCACCCUCGAGGGGGUCCACGAGGUCUUCCAGGAGGAGGGCUUGCACACGUCCGCCUACAAUUUCGAUGAGACCAAAGACUUGGACCUGGACGACAUAGUGCGCUACAUCCAGGCCAGUGAGCGAGUGGUGAUCAUGUGUGCGAGCAGCGACACCAUCCGGGGCAUCAUGCUGGCGGCGCACAAGCAUGGGAUGACCAGUGGAGACUACGCCUUCUUCAACAUCGAGCUCUUCAACAGUUCUUCCUACGGAGAUGGCUCGUGGAAGAGAGGAGACAAACAUGACUUUGAAGCUAAGCAAGCAUACUCAUCCCUCCAAACAAUCACUCUACUGAGGACAGUGAAGCCUGAAUUUGAGAAGUUUUCCAUGGAGGUGAAAAGUUCUGUUGAGAAACAAGGACUCAAUGAGGAGGAUUACGUUAACAUGUUUGUUGAAGGAUUCCACGAUGCCAUCCUCCUCUAUGUUCUGGCUUUACAUGAAGUACUCAGAGCUGGUUACAGCAAGAAGGAUGGAGGGAAAAUUAUCCAGCAGACUUGGAACAGGACAUUUGAAGGUAUUGCUGGGCAGGUGUCCAUAGAUGCCAACGGAGACCGGUAUGGGGAUUUCUCCGUGAUCGCUAUGACAGACCCCGAGGCGGGCACCCAGGAGGUCAUUGGUGAUUACUUUGGAAAAGAAGGUCGUUUUGAAAUGCGGCCAAAUGUCAAAUAUCCUUGGGGACCUUUAAAACUGAGAAUAGAUGAGACCAGAAUUGUGGAGCAUGCAAACAGCUCUCCUUGCAAAUCAUCAGGUGGUCUAGAAGAGUCAGCAGUGACAGGAAUCGUUGUGGGAGCCUUACUAGGAGCUGGCUUGUUAAUGGCCUUCUACUUUUUCAGGAAGAAAUACAGAAUAACCAUUGAAAGGCGAAGCCAGCAAGAAGAAAGUAACGUUGGAAAACAUCGAGAGUUACGGGAAGAUUCCAUCAGAUCCCAUUUUUCAGUGGCUUAAAAGAAAGCCUUUUCUUUUGGCCUGAGAUUCUUUAAGGAGAUAGAUGGGAUGAAAGACAUCAAUGGAACAGAAGGGGCGCUCUUGAAGAACUCAUUCUUUUAAGCAGUUAGUCAUUUCAUUGUAAAAUUUCUUUAGAAGCUCAGGAACUAUAAUUAAUCACCAUAUGCCUCCUGGCCUUUCACCCGAUUACAAACAAAUAUGAGAAUACAACAUCACUCUGUUAAAUGUUCAUACUGUUGCAAGGGCAUAUGAUUAGAUUUAUGUUUGAAAAUCUGAUGUCUCCAUAUCUUGAUGGUUUUUGGGGGCAUUUCAUAUAAGGCUACAAAAAUGUGGUUUUCUUAAAUGAAAUGUUUUAUAGCUAGAAUAAGAUCAUUUUUACGAGUAGAAUAUUCUUGGAAAGAAUUUAACAUCCAAAAAGAGGAAAAUGUAAUGAAAAAUCCCAAGGUUGGAAAUACAGUGUU